Haemonchus placei is the source of this 525-nucleotide messenger RNA. Lineage: Eukaryota; Metazoa; Nematoda; Chromadorea; Rhabditida; Trichostrongylidae. The record is from the annotation of a GenBank genome assembly.
UACCAUAGCUCAGUGAUAACAUGCAACUUCAAUUUAAGCUGCUCCAAAUACGGCAAUUUGGUCAAGUUGAAAUACUGUCCGCUAAUUUGUUCGACGUCUUUUACUCUUGCGCUAUACUGCAGUAGUAGCUCUUUCUGGGACUGCAAAACAGUAAAUUUGAUCAUUGGGCCAAGUCUUCUAUGUGUUUAACUGACCAGGCAGUUAUGAUCGAUUUCCACGUGAGGUAAAAUGAAGGAUAAGGCCUCAGUGUCUUCUGACUUUUCACAAUAAGGUCCAUUUUCUGACCAAUUCUUCUUGCAUGCAAUUAAAAUCCGAAAUAUAUGAGUAGGCUCGGUUCCUCGCUUCAAGGUUUCUGUGCCCUGUAUGGUCUGGCUCAUCCGAAUACACCAUCAUAAGACCCGGACGACUUUCAUCAUCCAUUUGAAGCCAUUUCAUUAUCGCAUCAAAUCGUUCUUGGAGAGGUUGUCCGCUUUUGUAAAUUGUCCUAUAAUCUGCCUGUAUAUACCGUGUGCUAUUAUGUUGUGA